This is a messenger RNA of Radiomyces spectabilis, 1846 nucleotides long. Its product is annotated as armadillo-type protein. The transcript has 8 exons. Gene Ontology annotation, cellular component: nucleolus. The record is from RefSeq and is a predicted model, not a curated record. Gene Ontology annotation, molecular function: mRNA binding. Gene Ontology annotation, biological process: regulation of translation. Lineage: Eukaryota; Fungi; Mucoromycota; Mucoromycetes; Mucorales; Radiomycetaceae. The coding region runs from base 107 to 1771 and encodes 554 amino acids.
CUUCACCUGGUCCAUUGGCGUGACUAUCAUUUAUUGAUUUUGAGAGGAAUAAAGUUCCAAUGGCAAGGAUUUUUUUUUUCUCUCUGAUCUCGGUAAAAAUUACAAGAUGGUCGAUUUAGCCACGAAAAGAAAGGAUGCACCUGAGGGUCAGGAAGGACAACAGAAGAAAUCGAAAAUAGAAUCUCGUAAAGUGCAAAAGACGACUCGCCUCGAACGAAAAGGCCAUGAUCGCAAUUUUGACAUGAUCGUCAAGGCCAAGCGCAUUUGGGAACAAUUACGUCGUGGUGAUAUUAAACGAGAGGAGCAGAAAAAACUCAUGGAGGAUAUCAUGUCUGUGAUUACCGGAAGAGUGCAGGAUGUUAUUUUCAAGCAUGACGCUUCUCGUAUUAUUCAGACUUGCUUGAAGAAAGGAAAUGGAGAACAGAGAAACCAGAUCGCCGAAGAGCUCAAAGGCAGAUAUGAAGAGUUGUCCAAGUCCAUGUAUGGAAAAUACAUUGUGGCAAAGGCUAUCGAAUAUUGUCACUGGCAACGAGAUAACAUUUUGUCUGAAUUCCGUACACAUGUCCGUAAGCUGAUCCGUCACAAGGAGGCGUCCACCGUCAUCGAAGCUUUUUACGCCCAAUUUUCGACGGCAGCACAGAGACAAGAAUUGCUGGCCGAUUUCUAUGGUCCCGAGAUGACGCUUUUCAAUAGAGGAGGUGGCGCCAAGACGUUGGAGGAGUUGCUGGAGACGUUACCUGAGAAGAAAGAUUCCGUGUUGAGAUACAUGGCCGAGACUCUUUCUGGAUGUAUGGACAAAGGAACUAUUGUUCACAGUAUUGUGCACAAAGUGUUAUUGCAGUACCUCACUUUGGCUGGCGAAAAAGAGCGGGACACUAUGAUGGCGAUGUUGUGGGAUCAGUUGCCAGAUAUUGUUCACACUCGGGAAGGUUCUCGAGUAGCGAUGAUCUGCCUGUCAUACGCCAAACCGAAAGAACGUAAGAACAUCAUCAAGGCCUUCAAGCCAUAUUUAGUCAAACUUGCGUCCGACGAGUAUGGAUAUCUUGUUUUAUUGCGUCUCUUGGAUGUCACCGACGAUACCAUUCUUGUGAGCAAGGCUGUAUUAGGAGAACUGAGCAAACAUGCGAAAACUUUAUUCGCCGACAAAUACGGUCGACGUUUCUUCCUGUAUAUCUUGACCGGACGCAACACGAAGUAUUUAUCCUACGAUACUGUACAAUUCUUGAAAGCCGGUGACGAGAUUAGAGUGAGCAAAAAGGAUCCGGAAUUAAGAAGCGAGGAACUCCUGAAGGCCAGCUCUCCCGAGUUAAUACAGUUAGUCACCAAUAACGCCAAUGAUUUAUUGCGUGAGAAGUUAUCGUCGCAGGUCGUUCAGGAGAUUAUGCUUCAUGCUGUUGGUGACAAAGAUAAAGCUAUCGAGUCUAUUUUAUCUUUGGCAAAGGAACCUAUUGAGACAGAGGACCAUAUUUUGGAACAUCGAUUUGCCAAUCGCGUGAUCAAAGCAAUGGUGCAUGCGGAUUCGGCGGCCGAAACAAACGACAAAGCCGUGGAACCCCUAGAGUUUGCACCAAAGCUGCUUGAGUGCAUCAAAGAUAAUCUCGGUCACUUUGCCACUAACUAUGGCAGUUUUGUGGUUCUUGCUCUUGCUGAAGAACCGUCGACACAAAAGGCUGUGAAGAAGAUCCUCAAACCACAUAAACAAGCUAUCGAAUCUGCAGCAGCAGAAAACGCUGGUGCCAAAAGAAUUCUGGAAGUGCUAAGCGCCAAAUAAUUCAUUCAUAGCAUUUUUUUUUUCAAGCAAAUUCAUGUAUAUCAUACAACACAAUAAACUAAAAAUACUGCUCAU